Molecule: messenger RNA, 2827 nt
Organism: Saccostrea echinata
Lineage: Eukaryota; Metazoa; Mollusca; Bivalvia; Ostreida; Ostreidae
Product: xaa-Pro aminopeptidase ApepP-like
Exons: 23
Coding region: 277-2463 (728 amino acids)
Source: RefSeq, a predicted model, not a curated record
UCUGAUAUUGUGUACGAAUUUAGCUUUAAAUAUGUAUCGUCUGCAUGUUUUAAAAUAGGUCAGGUACUACAAAAGUACAAAGUAUACGACAAAGGCUUGAACUGAAAGUACCAUGUAAAUGCUGAAAGUUCUCCACUGUCGAUGAUAUUUUGAUCUUAAGACAAACUGUGAUCCUUUCCUUGGUGAUAAUACAAUGAACAAUUCUAUGCAUGGUCAUACAGGGUAUUAUAAUCCUCUGGACUAGAAAUACCACAGACGUUCUGAAACUCGGCAAAGAUGUACUACGUAGUUUUGUUUCUAUUAUUUCCAGUCUUGUGGAUAAAUAGUACUACAGGUACUGCAGAAAAAUGGUAUGCAAAAGACUUUAUACCAAAAGAGAGUUAUUACUUUAACGAGGGCGAUUGUCACACAGAUCGGGCGAAAGUUAAACGUCUAAAUGAUGUUAGGAAUCUCAUGCGAGAAAAUCAUAUUGACGCCUACAUAAUAUGUAAUGUGAAUGAGAACCAUGGUACCCUAACACCAUAUGACAGAAGGAUAGAAGCUAUAUCAGGGUUCACUGGAGGAAUAGGAACUGCGGUGGUGACGCUUGACAAGGCGGUGUUAUGGACAGAUGGUAGAACGUUCCAGACGGCCAUUGAUGACGUAGACUGUGGUUGGGCAGUGUACAGAAAAGGUGGAGAUGAUACAACCUCUCUGGUGGACUGGAUUUUUACUAACAUACAGGCAACUACAGGUUCUGUUUCUGUUGGAGCAAGCCCGUAUCUUGUAAGCGCCGUUUGGUGGAAAAAUUUUGAAAAAGUAUUUGCAGAGAAAAAGAUCGAUUUUGUUCCAGUGUAUCCAGAUUUUAUUGAUUUAGUAUGGACGGACGACAGACCUCCGUUACCAUCUUCACCUAUUCACAUACUUCCACUGAAAUUUACAGGCGAAACUUGGCAAAGCAAAAUUAAACGGACGAUGCACAUGAUGGGAGAAAAGAAUGCUGAUGUUUUAGUACUGACUAAUUUGGAUGAAAUAGCUUGGUUAUUUAAUAUCAGAGCAAGAGACUUCACUUUUGACCCGUAUUUUAUCUCUUUUUGCCUUAUAAAUGCCAGAACGAGUGAUGUAAGCCUUUACAUUGUUAACCAUGAAAAGAAGCUUACACAAAACUGUGAAUUGGAGGAUCUAAAAAUCCACGAGUUCCUCAAUACGUCUCAAAAUGGCAGUUGUGCUCACUGGAAAUGCCUUUCGAAUACAAACAAGUAUGGAGACGAUAGUGUAGAAAGAUGUGAGAGAAUAAGUGAAGUCAUGAGUGACAGAGGUAAUUGUGUGGAGGUAAAAGAAUAUAGUCCUAGUGUGUUAAAAGAUGACAUCCGUAAAUUAUCCCAUGAUGAACGUAUUCGAAAAGUUUGGGUUUCAUGGGAGAGCAGCCAGUCAUUUGUUAUGGAAAUUCCAAAGGAAAAACUUGUAAUGGAACAUUCACCUCCUUUAAUCUUUAAAGCAGCGAAAAACGAUGGUGAGAUACAAGGGAAAAAGAACUCCACGCUACGAGAAUCUGUGUUCUUAUCUUCCUAUUUUGCUGGACUAGAGGAAAGGAUGAAAAAUGGAGAAGUUCUGAGCGUGCAAGAAAUUGAAGCUGAAACAAAGGAGUUAAGAAAGAACGUCCUUUUCAAUAGAGGUCCCAGUGGCACUUCUCUGAUUGGUUUUGGUUCCACUGCUCUUCCGAUGGUUCCAAAAAUUACUGACGAUGUUAUCACAGAAAAAGAUGUCUUACUUUUUGACAUGGGCGCACAAUAUUUGGAUGGCACCACGGAUAUCGCUCGUUCAUUUGUGUAUGGAACUCCUUCAGAGAGGCAAAAAGAUAUAUACACACGUUUGUUGAUGACACACAUUAAUCUAGCAAAGAAGACAUUUCCAGUAGGAAGCACAGGUCGUGAUUUAGAUACGAGAGAAAUGAGAGAACCCCUUCAAGAAAUAGGUGUCGAUUUUCCACAUGAAAUAGGACAUAUGGUAGCUGCUUAUGGUGCCAUUGUAGAAGGUCCAGCAUCCAUUUCUAACACCUCUGCAGACUGGAAAAGCGAUGUUCCUUUGGACAGACAUAUAUUUGAUUGCAACACUUGUAAACAGCCACAAGAUUUAAUUACGACUCCUGAUUGGCGUGAUUAUACACUGAAAGAGGGCAUGGUUUUCUCAAAUGAACCGAGCUUUUAUGGGAAAGGAGAAUUUGGCAUGCGAAUAGAAAACACAAUGCUUAUCAUUAAGGGAAAUUGUUCUGAGCCCUGCUAUGCUUUUGAACAACUGGUGUUUUUGCCAUAUGAAUCCAAACUUAUAAAACCAGAGUUGUUAACAGAUGAUCAGAUUUCUUGGUUAAAAGACUACUAUACAAUGGUGGAUAAAUUAGUAACUCCUCAACUGGGAGCAAAUAACGACACAAAUGCGUUGAAAUGGCUGAAAGAGAGAACAAAUUUAGAAUUUCUAUUUCAAUAAUUCAUGGACACAUGGAAGUACUGCUUUAAAACAUAUAUCCAAUAUUAUACAAACACUGAUUAAAUUACAAUGUCAAUGAGCUACCAGAAAAGGACAAUUUUUAUCGAAGCCAGAUGUAAUGAAGUCAAUAUUGAAGGCUAUUUAAUUGACCUCAGGGAUAAUGUUACAGAAAAAUUAAAAAAGAAUAUAUGCUGUCUAUUUUUCAAAAUUGUUCGAAUGGAUUUCUUUUUUUUUGUCUAUCAUGUAGAAUAUUUGUAUUUAUACCAUGUUAUUGUACAUGUAGUUUUUGUAAUGUUUGUUUAAAAAAUACAUGUUACGACAGAAAUAAAAUAUGAAUGACAAAAAAAAAAUAAUAAUAGACCUC